This is a messenger RNA of Ilyonectria robusta, 1163 nucleotides long. RefSeq lists its product as uncharacterized. Gene Ontology annotation, biological process: secondary metabolic process. Gene Ontology annotation, cellular component: cytoplasm. The record is from RefSeq and is a predicted model, not a curated record. The coding region runs from base 72 to 959 and encodes 295 amino acids. NCBI's taxonomy places the organism in Eukaryota, Fungi, Ascomycota, Sordariomycetes, Hypocreales, Nectriaceae. The transcript has 2 exons. Gene Ontology annotation, molecular function: carboxy-lyase activity; hydrolase activity.
UCCAAACGUACUGGUGUCGGGCUCUCCAGUUCCAUUUGCAUCCCCCAGAUAUCCCCCUUGACUUAACCGCAAUGGCUACAAGGGACUCGCUGCCUCUCAUUGUUGAUGUCUGGGCCAACCCAACUGGGAAUCCCAUUCCGGAGACCAGACGGCUUUUCGAGUACAGCCAUGCAGAUCCAACGCUUUCCCUUCGAAACCACACUCCGAAGGAGUUGAUCGCGUUGAUGGAUGAUGCCGGUGUCUCGCAGAUAUGUCUCGCAGCUUGGAAUCGACCCGGUUCCGUCAUCUUUUCCAACGAAGAAGUUGCUAAGUACUCUCGAGCCUAUCCAGACCGUAUCUUCGGUCUUGUGUCUGUCAACUUGCAUGACCCAGUCUCUGCAGUUAAAGAGUUGGAUCACUACGUUAGGGUGGAGGGCUUCAAGGGACUGAGGGUCGUGCCUUGGUUGUGGAAUCUUCCACCGACAGACGCUCAUUAUUGGCCUCUGUUUGUUAAGUGCGUCGAGCUUGACGUACCAUUUCUCACCCAAGUUGGCCAUACUGGGCCCCUCUGCCCGAGCGAAGUGGGCAGACCCAUCCCGUACAUCGACACUAUUGCGCUUAAGUUUCCCGACUUGAAGAUUGUCUGUGGUCACCUCGGCUAUCCAUGGGCUGCAGAGAUGGUGUCUGUCGCAUGGAAGCACCCGAACGUCUACAUCGAUACCAGUGCAUGGUCGCCCAAAUAUUACGCCCCCGAAUUCAUCGCGUUCGCCAACACAACAGGCCGGAAGAAGGUUAUGUUUGGCACUAACUUUCCGCAACUGAGCUGGAAGGCUUGCGUCGACAACGUUUAUAAAUACCAUGUAGAUGGUAGUAAGGGAGGGCUGCGAUCAGAGAUCCUUGCUGAUUUCAUGGGGGAAAAUGCUAAGAGGGUAUUGAAAUUACCAGACUGGAAUGGUGGAAAGGGACGGCCGAGGCUAUAAGGGCACGCUCGAACUUGACUCGGACAACGAGAGCUCAUAAAAUCAGGACGGUACUUCGUACUUUAGCGUGAAAUCUGGGAGCCCGUCUUCUUAGCCGACGAACUCUGAAUUCACGCUAGCUGCUGGGUUGCGACCCUGUAUUACGAAACCUCUGAUAGAUCGAUAUCCUAGCCUUAGUCAGGGGUGUAAGAUUACACCGUCAAG